This is a messenger RNA of Aphanomyces astaci, 1589 nucleotides long. RefSeq lists its product as hypothetical. Lineage: Eukaryota; Oomycota; Saprolegniomycetes; Saprolegniales; Verrucalvaceae. The transcript has a single exon. The record is from RefSeq and is a predicted model, not a curated record. The coding region runs from base 139 to 576 and encodes 145 amino acids.
AAGGUUGGUGUAGAAUUGAUGUGGUUACAUUCUGGAACGAACAGCUUAAGCUUGCAGUUAAGGUUAGCUAGCCAGAUGUUGAUCCAGCAACAAUCUAGUCGUUUUAGUGUAUGAACUACAAACUAGUAUGGCGCGCAAAUGAAUGACAUGACGACAAGUAGUCCGAGGAAGAGGAUGGCGUUGCUGUGCAACGUGGUGGUCGUUGCUACCGAUGGAACGGAUGUCGUCACAGGUCCACGGGGGGCAGCUACGGGGGUGCAGAUCGCGGCGACGGUCGAGGCAGGGACCCCUUGGAACGUGCAUGCGAGUCCUUUGAAGAGCAAAAACGUCGUCGCACAUUCUGGGAACUGGCACAGCGCCGCCAAGGUCGCGACGGACCCCGACGACGUCAUGAGAGAUGUGAUGCCCGCCGCGGUCGUGCAUCUAGUUUUGGCCACGUCAAAGCCAAACGGGUACGCAGUGGCGGCGCACUCUGUGGACUUGGUGAGGGGGGGCGUGGGGGCUGGCGUUGUAAAGUACGGAGAUUUCACCACGGGUUCACAAAGAGUCGACCAGACAGCCGCGGGGGCGCCGUAGAUGGAGCAAUUCACAUUUGCAUACUGUUUGAGGUGGCCAGAACAGGCGAUGUUCACGCAGAACGCCGUGCGGGCGGCGGAAGUUGUCAGGUUCAGGGGACUUAAGCCUGUAUCUUGCUGACACUUGAGUUUCAACGCGGCCCGGGCGUCGACCACUUCGGCCGAGCAUUGGGGAAGGGCUAACGGGGGAGGCUUGGAAACGUCGUCGCAGAUUGAAGCGUACAAAGACGACGGGUACCCGUUGAGCCCGCAUGUCAAGUUGGCAUAUUGCUGGACAUUGGCUUUGCAUUCCGGGUACGCGCAAUACGCCUCUAGAUCGGCCACCGUUGAAGCAUUCAUGAGAGAAGGAAAGCCAGACACUUGCUCGCAUCGGAGUUUGAGCGCCCCGCGGACUUCCACGACGUCGGCAGAGCACGUCGUCGCAGGCGGAACGUACGGCGUGGAUGUCACGUCGUCACAGAUGGUGGCGUACGUUGCCGCUGCCACUUCCCCCACCGUGCACGAGAGGUUGGCGUACUGCUUGACGUUGGCGACACAUGUAUCUAUGGCGCAGUACGCGCGGAGGUCCUCUUGGGUCGUGGGGUUGCGAGACCCAAACACUUGGCGGCAUUUGAGCUUGAGAGGUGUGCGGACUUGAACGAUGUCACUCGAGCACGGGGAAGACGGUGCAAUGUUAGUGGUGGGAGAUGGCGGCUUCGUGCUGGCGGUGGAGUCGAUGAACGCGCACAAGGACUUGGUCAAUUGAGACGUCCGGUUGGUCGCAUCGCAAGGUAGCGCGAACACCGCGUCCUCGUAGCUCCGACACGCGGGCACACUGCAGUAUUGGGUCGUGUUGAGCCGAGAGUAUUGAGGCGCGUUGCCUCCUGGCACCGAGGCUUCACAUGCUUCAAGGAAAGAAGUCACGUUGGCAAGGUCUACGGAGGACGAGCAAGGUACGGCGUGGAUGAUGGACUGGACCAGCGUGGUCGCGACGGCAACAAGGCGGGCGCAGCGCAUAGUUAAGGGCGUGUCAAG